This is a messenger RNA of Zingiber officinale, 957 nucleotides long. Its product is annotated as membrane steroid-binding protein 1-like. Gene Ontology annotation, cellular component: endomembrane system; membrane. NCBI's taxonomy places the organism in Eukaryota, Viridiplantae, Streptophyta, Magnoliopsida, Zingiberales, Zingiberaceae. The record is from RefSeq and is a predicted model, not a curated record. The transcript has 2 exons. The coding region runs from base 93 to 776 and encodes 227 amino acids.
CCCGACGGCUCAGUCGACAGAGUGCUUGGGAUUUGAGGAGGCGUUCGAGGAGGGAGAGGGUAGACGAAGGGCAGUGGGUAAUAGUGUCAUCGAUGGCGGCAGCGGCGUCGGCGGCGUGGGAGACGCUGACGCAGACAGUGGAGGCGUACACAGGGCUUUCGCCGGCUUCGUUCUUUACGGUGCUGGCUUUGGCAGUGGCGAUCUACUUCACGGUGGCGGGGUUCUUCGACACCCAGCCAGCGGCCCAGCGGGAGCACGUACACGAGCGCAAGGUGGCGGAACGGGAACCCCUCGAGCCGCCAGUGCAGCUCGGGGAGGUCGCCGAAGAAGAGCUCCUUGCCUACGACGGAUCCGACCCCAAGAAACCGCUUCUGAUGGCUAUCAAGGGCCAGAUCUAUGACGUCACUCAGAGCAGGAUGUUUUAUGGACCAGGUGGACCAUAUGCACUCUUUGCCGGUAAAGACGCCAGUAGAGCAUUAGCAAAGAUGUCAUUCGAACCAAAGGAUUUGACUGGUGAUCUCUCUGGUCUUGGUCCCUUUGAGCUCGAGGCCCUCCAGGACUGGGAAUAUAAGUUCAUAAGCAAGUAUGUGAAGGUGGGUACAAUAAAGAAGAACGUGUCUGGGCCACCAAUAGAUGAAGGGCCAUAUGCUAGUGCACCCAAUGCAACAGAACAAGCUGCUCAAGUCACUGAAGGAACUAGCAGUCCAGCUGAUCAUGAAGCACGAACAAAGGACGUUUCUACUGAUCCUGAUGCAACUGAACCGAAGGAAAAUUAAUGGCUCAUUAGGAGAGGGCGAGCACCACGAGCUCUUAGCAUAUGAUGCUUCCUUUUAGUGUUUGGACAUCAGUAGGUUAUUUUGUUCUUGAUGUAAAGUGUCAGCAGCUAAACUGGGAUUAAUUCUCUUGUCAUUGUAACUGUGUUCAUGUCUUCACUGAGGAUCCCUUUUUUUUUGGUAA